AUGACUCGAGCACAGGGGCCCUGGUUCGAAAAGCGCACAGUCUUUCAACUCGCAGUUGAGAAAGGGCAAACAGAGGUAUUUGAUAUCUUGGUGGAAGCGGGAGCGAAUGUUAAUGAGCCAGCGGGCGAUUCGGAUGGUGCAACGGCGUUGCAGCUAGCUGCACAGAAGGGCUAUCUUGGCAUUGCAGAACGGCUUCUUGCUCUCGGGGCAGAUGUCAGCGCUCCCGGUUUUGGCCGGUCUGGGUUAACCGCUUUGAUGAAAGCGGCGUUUCACGGACGAACUGAUAUGCUCCAACUUCUUCUAAAUCACUGCGAUAGGACCAGAGACAACUGGAAAACGGAGAUGCUCCUAGCUGGUGCUGAAGCAGCGUUCAGAGGUCACUAUGCCAUCAUCGAUACAUUGAGAAGGGAAGAAAUGUGGAGCAUGGUCGAGGAAAAGAAAUUGGAGAUGAUGGUAAAGAAUAUGACGAUGAAGGUUGAUUGGGACGUCCAGCUUGACUGA
Messenger RNA from Ilyonectria robusta, 501 nucleotides. Its product is annotated as ankyrin repeat-containing domain protein. The record is from RefSeq and is a predicted model, not a curated record. The transcript has a single exon. Gene Ontology annotation, molecular function: protein binding. NCBI's taxonomy places the organism in Eukaryota, Fungi, Ascomycota, Sordariomycetes, Hypocreales, Nectriaceae. The coding region runs from base 1 to 501 and encodes 166 amino acids.